AGCUCCCUUGCGAAAUGUCUUUCCUGUGGCGUGCGUUCCUGGCACUGUGCUUGAUUGUGGUCCUUGAGUCGGGACUGGGUUCUACUUCUCCACAAUACUGCACUACCUAUGAUGAGAAGCCAGGCAGGUGUCUUCGCUUCCAGGACUGCCCAUACAUCCUUAAAGUUGUAAACAAAGUAAUACAGGGCAAAGCACUGACCAUCAGAGAAAAAGAAAUCCGUGAAAACUCAUAUCAACCUUGUCAUAAGAUCAAGAAAACUAUUUGCUGCGCGGACCCCGUUAAUCACAGGGGAUUGAAGCUUCUGAAGGAAGAGGAUGCGAAUUGCGGAAUAUUUGAAGAGCUCUUGGUGAUGGGUGGCGUUGAAGUCAGAAUGGGAUCGCGGCCCUGGAUGGCUCUGCUUAAGUACGGGGGCUUUCCAUACAGGGAAUCCUUCAGAUGCGGGGCCACCGUAAUUACUCCACGCUACCUCCUGACUGCCGCCCACUGCCUUAACGUGUUGCAGCCAUAUUCAGUUCGUCUGGGAGAGCAUAAUAUCAUGACACAAAAGGACUGUGCCGCUUAUGGAAAGGAGGUUUUCUGCCAGCCGCGCUACCAGGAUGUGGAAGUCCACAGCUUCGUCAUCCACCCGGACUUCAAUCCAAUAACGGGACACAAUGACAUUGCUCUGAUACGGCUGGUCAGGAAAAUCGACACCUCCAGGUUCACGCCCAUCUGUCUGCCAAUUUACGACCAAGUCCAGCAGAAGAUUCGCAACAGCACGGAGCAGUGGGUCACCGGCUGGGGUCUGUUCGGCAAGGAGCUAUCCGAUGUCCUACGAGAGGCACAAGUGAAGCGCCUGCCUCACAACUGCCGCAGUUCCUUAAUAGACAGUCAGCUAUGUGUCACGGCCUUAGGCAACGACAGCUGCCGGGGUGACUCCGGGGGUCCAUUGGCCUAUCCGUAUUUCUACAAGGAUUCGCAGCGAAUUGUCCAGACGGGAAUUGUCAGUAAGGGACCCACUCCAUGCGGCAAAUCAAAGUCUGCUAUAUACACCGAUGUGACCAAAUUUGUGCCAUGGAUAACACAGAACAUAAGGGCUUAAUAGCUUAUUAAAUCUAUAUAAUUUAAAUCCAUUUCAAGUUUAAUAUGUGAAUUGAAUUAUUGUGAAUCUUGAA
This is a messenger RNA of Drosophila kikkawai, 1155 nucleotides long. Its product is annotated as serine protease grass-like. NCBI's taxonomy places the organism in Eukaryota, Metazoa, Arthropoda, Insecta, Diptera, Drosophilidae. Gene Ontology annotation, biological process: proteolysis. Gene Ontology annotation, molecular function: serine-type endopeptidase activity. The record is from RefSeq and is a predicted model, not a curated record.